This is a messenger RNA of Hemiscyllium ocellatum (epaulette shark), 3465 nucleotides long. Its product is annotated as serine/threonine-protein kinase 36-like. The transcript is spliced from 15 exons. The annotation marks the transcript as partial. Gene Ontology annotation, cellular component: cytoplasm. The record is from RefSeq and is a predicted model, not a curated record. Lineage: Eukaryota; Metazoa; Chordata; Chondrichthyes; Orectolobiformes; Hemiscylliidae. Gene Ontology annotation, molecular function: protein binding.
CAGCCGUGGUGUGGGAGGAUCCUUUUGGACCUGCUGGCCGUCCUCGCUGUGUAUUUCUCCAGUGACUUUGAUACAGAAUCCUCGGGAACCAGCUGUGGCCUCCAGGUGUUUGAACAGUCGGCUCAGCAGUUUGUCCAACUACUGGAAACCCUCCUGUCCCCGGCCGCAGAGCGUGAGAUCACCCUCAGGGAGCAAAGCGUGAUGUGCCUUAUCUUUAUCUGUGGGACCAUGGAUCGAAGCCCUUCGUCUGUUUGCUGUACUUUCUACAGUCAGCUGUUCAGCAGCCACCCGAGAAUUCUGGACACUCUUGUGGAAGGGACAUUCACGGACCCUGCAGCCUUGCGGGCUCUGGAAGGGCCUCGGAGAGAGCAGUGGGAGCAGCUAACAGCCACCUACACAGCUGCCCUAGCCGCUGUCUGCACCACCACACCGGGAGCAAUCAGCUGCCGCGAUGCCAAACAGCAGAUAACUCAGUACCUCAACGACAGGCUGUUGUCAGCACAGAGUUCACCAAGGAGGGCCAACUUCAUCAAGGGAAUCCAGCAACCACCGCUGUCUCUCAACACACUGAAGGUUGUGUACUCCUGCUGUCAGCUGUGUGAACGUAGCUGUCAGCUGUUGGUGGAUGAAGCUCUGGAUAGUUUACUGCAGCUCCUCCAUUGCCAGUUGGCUGUUGAAGACGUGGUCCUGUCGAUGGCUCAGGAGGUGACCCUGUACCUGUUGACCGUCCUGCUGCUCCAGUCAGACCGAGUCCCUGAAAGCAUGGAGCAUUCGAUCGAGGUCAUUACCUCCGUCUUCCGCCAGUCGCCAGCAGCCAAUCACACAUGUGCAGCUGCCUUCCUGCUGAUCCAGCUCUGUAGCCGAGGGACUCCUGUGGAGAUUCAGGGUGAGGAUUUUCUCCAGAGUGUACAGACAGCUCUGCAAUCCUGUCCACAGCCUCCCGUUUCCCCACCAAUGGGCCAGGGAAUGCUCGAUGGUUUGUUCACUCUGUUACUGCAGUAUGUGAAUGAGGGAGAGCCCUCCAUGCUGCGGGACUUUGCAGAUUCGGAGUUGUGGAGCACUGCCUGGUAUUGCCUGGCCCGAGUGCUACGUCUCAGCCCGGACAGACCGAUCAUGGAAGGGGAGACACCCCGACCUGGGCAACCGAGCCCAGCUCCAGACUGGAGCCUGCUCUCUCCCUCAGGUAUAGUAACCUUCCUGGGACUAGCUACUGUGGUGUUCUCUGCUGUCCCGUCCCAGUGCCUGCCAAUCCUGGCCAGCUCACACAGUGUUACCCCUCUGAUACUACACCAGUUACUGUCUGACACCUUCCUCCAUCACCUGGAUCACAGGUUACAGCUGUUCCCUGCUGUGGGCCUUGCUGCCUGUUCGGAUGAGGCUGCCCUGGCGAUCCCACAGGACGUGGUGUUGAGAGUUUGCCAGCUCCUGUGCUUCCCCUUCGCCAUGGACGUGGAUGAGCCCAUCUUCAGUCAGAUUCUGCGCACUCUCCUCGAAGGGGACUUCACUCACCAUCUUGUACAGCUGAGCCUGGGCCAGCGCCUGCCUGCUGUGCAGAGGGAGAUGCCCCUGGCUCUGUUGUGCCGCCUGGGAUUCAGUGACCGGGGAUUUGUGGACCAGUUAGUGGGCCCCGGAAGUGUGGGCCCUGAACCCUGGGCCCGGUACCUGGGGGAGCUGCUGCUGCUGCUGGAGCCGGACUCCGAGCCCGAGCCUGGCAGGGUGAGCCGGGCUGAGCUGCUGCUCUCCCUCCUGGGGCAGGUGUGUCGCUGCUCGGCCCAUCACCUGCCAUAUGUCCGGGCGGUGGUAUCCCCAGCUGGGGACUGGGAUACCCUGCGGCUAGCUCUGUGCCACCCGGAUCCCGGGCUCCGCAGGAAGGCCUGCAGCCUGACGGCCUGGCUGCUGUCUGAGCAGGGAGCGUCCCCUGUCCCACUGCUGGAGGCCGUGCUGCCCCUCCUGGGGGACCCAGAGCCAGGGGUACGAGAGAGCGCCGGCCUGGCGGUGGGAAACGCAGCCUUCGGGGGCAGCUGCGUCACCGCUGGGACACUACCUGCUCUUCUGCGCCUGCUGUCUGACCCCAGCCCACGUACCAGGCAACAUGCCUGCUCAGCCCUGCACAACCUGGGAACCUCCUCCUCCUCCUCCAGCUCCAGGCAGGCCCUGGGCCAGCUCCUGCUCAGCUCCGCCGUCCCCCAGCAGCUCCUACAGCUCGCCGCAGCCCAGCGUCCACACAGCCAGCCUGCUCCCGUCCGAGAGGCUGCUCUCUCCGCUCUCAGGGCACUGGCUCAGUGGCCCCACAUCCGGCAGGUUCUGGUCUCGAUGAACUCAUGUGAGAAGCUGUCUCUGAUUGUCCAGGAGACGGAGCAGAGGGUACUGGGCAGUGCCAGGAAGACUGACCGCUCCGUCCUCCGUCACUGUCACAGGCUCCUGGAGACUCUCAGUACCAGCCCGAGUGAGUGAAUACUGGCAGCAGCAGGAUUACCGAUGAACACUGUGCCGGCUCACUGGGGUAGGCUGAGGUGUGGCAGCCCAGUGUCCACCAGGAGCAUCGCUCUUUCAUUUAACCAACGGGAAACAGCUCCCAGGGACCUCCACAACACGCCUUCAACAAUGUCUUAAAAAAAAAGAUUAAUUUAUUCUGAGGUGGAGCUGUGCAACACCUCCCACUCCCUGAAAGCAAGGCAGGAAGGGGAUGACGGCCUUUUCAGAGACUGAGAGAAUACGUGAACUUGUUCCUUUUCCUCAUGGAGACUGAACUGGCGACUGUCGAGAAUCUUCAUCCUCUGUCACACAAUGGCUCGGAUUCGAUCAGAGAGAGAGAGACCUUCUGUCACCAGCUGACAGAACUCUUCUGCAAAUGGAAUGUCAACUGGAUUUCAGAGGCUGUUGCUAGGUCACAAAUGGCAGAAUCCUUCCCUCAAUCAAGGCCGUUUGUCCAAUAAUUUAAAGCGAUAAGCUCCAUCAUUCUCAAAAAAUCUCAAUCAGAGCAAAGCGACCCGCUUUUCAGCAGAAACGCCACUUCCCUUCCAGCUUUUGGAGACGUGUACGACAAACCGUGUUCAACCCAGGAACGCCCAAACGCCUGCACAGUCCAGUUUCUCCGGAGAACGCAGGCUAACCAUCUCUCUCUCGCUGACUCGGAUGUGUGUGUGUGUGUCAGAAUGCCUCUGUAAAUACUCUCGUGGUUGAGUGAGCUUUCAACUCUUGGUUUUUUUUUAUCCCCCGACCCUCGGCAUCGCCCAUCUCGUUCUUGUUGAAGGAGGCCCCUCGUUCCUGCCCCUCAGCCCUGACUGACCCGGCAUCGCUGAUGCCCUGGAGCUGUGCGGAGCCCGCCGUCACUGGGACGGACUCUCCGGGGUCUGGAUCCCGAGUUUCCUCAGGGCUUCUCGGAAGUAGCGGGGGGGCUUGCUGACCACAUUGAGCUGGAGGCGGUGGGUCUCGGAGGCUGAGCUGUCCCCUUCCCCGGGUCCC